AUGGCCACGUACAAAAAACAGAAGGCGGCCGGCGGAGGGACGAGGGCAGGGCGGGGACAGCUGUGUUCGUGGACCCUUGGCCAUUCGAAGUGGCCGGGUUCCGGCGUUUGGAACGCGGGAGCACGGGCCAGAGGGUUGAAACUGCGGCCACGAAACAGCCGAGACGCCGUUUGGGCAAAGGGCCGGCGGAUCGAGCCAGGCUCCGAAUGGACCGCACUGCCACCGUUUCGAGCGACGUUCCACUCCACAGUUGUAUCACACCGAGCGGCCUGUGUCCGGCACGGCCAUCACGUCCAAGGACAAUGGGUGGUCAAGGGGGAGGCGGUAAGGCGUGGCAUGGCAUCUUGUCAUGCCUUCCGGGCGCCAUCUAGAAAAACAACAGAUUGCCGUCCACUACAUAUCUUGCAUCCCGUUCGGCCAGUCUGGUGGGAGUUUUUAUGCAGGCCAUAAUCCUGCCUUCGGUCACUCGCCAAGCCCGUUUUACGGUGUAAUUGAAGGGGGAUCUUGGCCGUCUGCUGCUCGAGUGUGAAGACCGACGCUCAACUCCCCAGGGUAUCCAACUCUGGUCCCCAUGCCCUUUCUUUUCUCUGGGGUACCCUCUCAAUUUUCGACCUUUCUGGUUCUGAAUUAGCAUCCACGCAAAAUGGACAGCUGGAAGGGCGGAAGGGAUGGAGAGAGGGCGGCCGGGGACUGGUCGAAACUGUGUCCAAACUGUAAACAACUCGAGAGUGCGCGAAUCCGACAUCUCUUGUUUUUGCUUUUGCCGCUUUCGUGGCUAUGGCAGACGCGCGGCCGAAGGGCGGCUGUCUUCCAUAAAUUCGCGCGCCACUUGCCCGAUCUCAAUCGCUUCAAAUGUCAGGGAUCUUAAAGGGCAACGCUUUCAUCCCGACCAUCUUUUCCUGGCUUCUUUAGGAUGACCUUCUGAGAAAAUAAUUGAGAUCGAGACUUGACUCUUGGAGGGGAACAGCUGUCUCAAUUCAAGGUGUUUUUAGUGAAGUCUGUACAAACCGUAGCCAAACAUUUACAGUAUGCUUUGAAGUGCACCAAUGAUUUGUCUUCUAACCCAGUGUAACUUGUCUUUUCCUGACAUUAUUUGGACGUUCCCUGAUACGAAUGCUGGACAUGUCUUAGUGUUUUCCGUUUAAUGCUUGAUGCGUUUGCCAAUUGAUGGGAUUACAUUGUUAACCGCGUUCUCCCUCUAAUCCUUGUUUUGUUUGUGGACAUUGUCGUAGAGGUAUCGUUUCAGGGAAUGUCGAUGUGAUUUGGAGUCGGACUUAGAGCCUUGACUCUGUCGUGUGAAACGUGAAAAGCCCGGAGAGAAAGUUUUGUCCUCGGGCGUCGUCUCCCGCGGGAUUAGAACUCAUCAGAACGGCCACGGAACGGCCCAAAACAAGGGACCGAAUGGCACUAUAAAUUUCACAACACGCUGGUCAUUACCAUUCUAUGGUUGGCUGUUCUCUCGGUACGUGACCUCCUUGAGAAGCCACGCCCUUAGGGCUUGUCUUUCGAAAUCCCGUUGGGUUGUUUUUUGGACCGAAAUAGAAGUAAAUGGGCAUGAUCUGUUUUUGGAAAAGUAGGAAAAGAGGGGUUUUUAAAAGUAAUAUGGAUCUCAUACAGCUAAUGUCUUUUGCGAUAUCGCUUUAUACAGUCGGCUAGCAAAAUAUUUCAAUAUUGAAACACUUUCCGAUUUGUAUUUAUCAACGUCGUCCGAUCAGCUUUGUUCCCACCCAUACCAACCUUACAAUACUUAUGAUGCUAUCUGCUUAAUGACCAGCAGAUCUCAUGUACUGCGGCCAUAAGGGACGGCUCCAUAAUGGGCCGUGAGGUCUAUGGGCAUGGCGUGUCGUUUCUUUCCCUUAAUGGAUGCACUGUUCCUGUCAGAUAAGGACGGGACAGGUUGGGUCGGGACUGGAUGCAUUUGUCAUGAAUUGCGUGAUGAUGGAGCACUAAUCGUUUUGCACCGUGCUCUAAACGGAGACUUUUUGGUGCCCGCUUUUCGGUCCGCGAGGCCAUUUUGUGGCGUUUGAUGGAGGAAAAGUUCUUGAGAUGGGUUUUGUGGGAGUGUGACGUUCUUUUGGACUAAACAGUGAUGUGUAAAACAUAGUUUAAGAUCUUCCAAGACUGGUCAAGCCAUUCAAAACCAGCCACACGGUGAUAACGUCUUCCUCGAAGAAGCGGCGUUCGAAUCCAGAGAACCUAGCGAGCCCUCUCAAGGACUGUCCGCGAUUUGUGCCGCGUUUUGACGGCAAUCUUAUGGCCUCAAAGUGGAUAGGACCAGAUGCCCGGUUCGCGCGCGGUUUUUUGCGUCCGCAUCUGCCAUUCAUUCCAUGCGAUGCACGUCCUCGGACUGUUGCGCAAGACAUUAUGUACAGAUGUGUUAUAAAUGAAGCAAGGGACUGACCUUUCCGCGGAAAUUGGUGAUGGUCAAAACGUCGGAAGGAGAGGAUAGAUGGGCACGACUGUCGUUGCGUUUCGGCUGUCUUACAGUAUGCAAAAGUUGAUUUGUUAUAUAUUUACAAGCUGCUCGAUUAGUUUACCUUUUUAUUCCUUGUGUCUGCAGUUACACCCGCAUCUUUUUUUUCUCCAAAAUUCAAGAUAUAAGGGGGAAUUGUAGUCACGUCUCUUAAUGUCCCUAAUGUUUGAGAAUAGAUUUUUUAUGUCUUCAAAUAUCGUGCAACCCUCUAAUACUUAAUGCCUGUUUUUGUAGCGUGCGGUAAAUCCCGUCAUGCCCUUACGUGAGGAUAUAUUUAGGGAGUUGCGAAACAACAAUUUGUAGACAUCACAACAAAAGUCAAGAAAGCUACAGUAUAUUUGAAAAUGAGCAUUUUUUUCGGAUCUCACAGGGUUCGAAUUUGCAAAACCUCCUAAACGGCGCCAACUAUUGUUUUUGCGAUGUGAGCAAAAGUUUUUGCAUUUACCAUUCGGCCAUCCGAGCGUGCCGCGCCUUUCCCUUCAAAAUAAUUUUUCUGAUCGGGACGCGAUCCAAAAAACGUCGUUAGCAUGCUUCCAUUCACCGUGACGCCCUCCAAAUUUUUGCGCGUUUUUUUUGCCCGAGGUUUCUUUUUUUGGGGACGCGACUCCGGCGACUCGAAUUGGGGCUGGCUUCGGCGCUGUUUUUCAUCGCUGGGGCCAUUCGCUGGUCGCGUUUUUAUGUCACACGCGUCCAGAAGAAGAGGUUCAUUCCCUGCCGCUGCCCGUCCCAAAAACGGCGUUCUUCCCAUCAAUUCCUGACAUCAGACCCUAAAUUCACGAGUUUUUGUAAGAGGGUUACUGUAGAUUUGAGGACAUUGUUUUGUGAUAUUAAUGUCGGUCGUGAAUGGAAAAUGAGCUGGAGAGACGGAAGGACCAGAACCCUGCAGUUUUCACCAUCCCAUCAAACCUUGCCCGAGAUAUCCUUUAGGUGGAUCUUCAUAAUAGAGCAAUCCUCUUUUAUUACGUACAGGGAAUGCUGCAGAUUCCUAACUUUUUAAGAUACAUAUAAAUAAUACGUCAUAGUAAUUGACAUCUCCAAUGUUUUUUCAAAUUCAAAUAAAUGGCGCGUCUAAAUUAACGCGCGAUUCAUUUUUCGAACCGGGGGCAAUUUUUCAGAGGUUCCAAGGAAAUGUUUUUGUCGCGUCUCUUUCAAAAAUUGUUGACAACCAGCCCAUCAGAUGAACGAGUUCCAAAAAAAGAGCGACGAGGUCGUUCCGAGGCCAAAAGCGAGGGGGGGGCGCUUGGAACGGUGCUAUUAGACGUGCCGUUCCCUCCAAAAAAGUGGACGGGGCGGGACGGACGGGCGCGGACAUUGGGCAGGUGUCCGUUCGAAUGGCCUCCGGGCAGGUGGAUCCUCCUUCUCUUUCCUCCAGGAAUGGAGCACCGCAAUGUGACAGAGGAUGCCCUUUAAUAUCCUAGCCCCUCAUAUCUCCCACGCUAAGCUGCUUAUUAAGUGGGGGUCCUUUAACCCGGAGCGGGUAAAUGCUCGAAAUAAAAACAUUUCAAACUUGAACCCUUUUGUUUACAGUCCCUUCAACAGAAAUCUCGUACUCUCGAUUUUUUGGAGAUUUUCGCUGAGAACUUUCACUCACAAAAAACGUGCACAGAAUAGCGGUCAUUUUUGUUUGUAAAGCGCCGCAGGGCAGGUGAGUGGAAGGGGGAGGGGAGGGGGGCGAGAAGAGGACGGCCCGAGAGAGUUUGUGUUUUUUGUGCGGAGAAAGUUUUUGAGACUGACCGCCGCUAUGUUUGUUUUGUUCUGACCCCACCGACGUUAAGGAGAGGCCCUGAGGGCGCGAUCGUGUCGCACUCCAAAAAUAACCCACCGCUCGCAAAAAACAGAGUGUAAGGGCGGGACGAGGUGGUCUGCUGGUCACGCUCGGCCGCCGUUUUGUUUGUUUCAGCGACCGCAGCACCCGCCUGGAACGUCAAAAAAAGUCGAGAGCGCGGCGACCUCUGGCCUCCUCCUCCUCUCGCGCGCGCGACCCACUGACCAGUGCGACGUUUUGGUCGUCUUCAGGCGAUUGAGCGGUUUUUUCGUCCAUUCUCCCGACAAUCGCUCGGCGAGACGUUGAUGCGUUUUUUGAGUCUAAAAUUAGAAACUGGCCAGCGCUGACAGAAGGGUCAUCGACACAGGGAUGGCCUCGGGAACUCUGCGCUAACCAUUUGGGGAUCGUUACGAGCAGAUGGUCGAGACGAUCUGCCGGCGGGCAAUUCCGGCCCUAAUGGACAUUGGGUUGCGUGCCAGAUCCAGUUUCGGGUAGAUUCCUUCUGCCCUUCCUCACGUUUUGAUUACUCAUCCCGUCUGCAAUUGCUUUUUUUCCAACUUUUGCCAAUUCUCGUGUCUGUUUUUGAGUGAUGGAACGCGGAGGGCGGGGGGAGGGUCAACGGCAUCCACGAACCCAGGAGCGCGCGACAGCUGUGUUCCACUGUGGUUGGGCCUUUUCUUGCCCUGCAAUGUUUUGCGGCCUCGGAUCGGCGCGACCGACGUCUGCCUAGCGAUUUGGGCACUGCCUUCUUUGCGUAAUCGCGUUUUUUUGCACGCGCUGGCCGUUUGUCUUGUGGUCCGCGGUUGGCAGCGUCUCCCGGUCAUUUCGGCAAUGGCAAGCGGCCUUCGGAUGUUUCGAUUGGCAGUCCUAGAAGCGUUCUAUGCAUCCUUAACUCUCAAAGGGACUUUCUAAUCUUGUUUUCAACUCUAACCUUUGGGAUGAUGUCUAAUCAAUCCAUCCCUGUUUUUGUCGUGGAACAGCGAUGAUAAGAUUGCGUGUCUGAUUGUGUGAAUCCCCGCUUCCGAACGCAUUUCCAAGUUGGUCGUUCCUUUCUUCUUUUCGCCCCCCGAUGACACGUCGUCGCGCGAGCGUUCCAUCACGCUCCGAAUGCGGCAAUGCACGGUCGGAUGCGUGACCUCAUUCCUUUGCGCGCGAGCGUCGUGUUCAGCCUGGGCGCACUUUUCCCUACCUUUUCGACUCUCCCCCUUUUGGGGAAAACUUUGGAAACCCGUGCACGGUGCGGCGAUGCGCGGCGUGAUGGGGUCAAUCCUUGGAAAAAACAUCCGACGACAACGUCGCCCCAGUUUCGGAUGGGAUGGGCGCUUGAAUGGGUCGUCUGCUCCGCUUUCCGUCUUCUGGACCUGAGGGCAUCUGGGUCAUCGCGUUCGCAAUUGCGUUGAGGUGAAAUUGGAUUGAUCUUCCUGACUUUUCGAUGUAGCGUUGUCCAGCAUUUUCUUCGGCCACAGUACUUCACAGGAUUUUUUUGAAAUUGGAUUUGUCAUUUUGGAGCUUAUUUUUUUAAUGUUUUUUGAUUUUCACUAUUUUUCGAUCACUCAAGCGCUUUACAACGUCAAAAUUCGUAAACUUAUACUUUAUGGAUCCAUUUUAAUAUCAGUGAAAUCCUUUCGAGGCUGGAUCGUGACCUCACCCUCGAGCACCGUCCCUUCCAUUGCCCUCGCUCAUGUUUCACCCGCGGCCACAUUUUUUUGCGAUUGGAAACGUCACGCUUUUGUCGCGUCGCGUGGUGGCGGCCUGCGCCUUUCCCCUGCCCUCAGGUCGCGUCACCUUUCUGUGUCAGAGUUCGUCAGACUUUUUUUGGCGGGCGAUUCGGUGAGAGGCAGUGAAAGCGGGCGGCGACCCGCGACACCAAAAAACUGAAAGCGACGCAAUCGACCGCGACGUGAGACGAAUGCGUCGGGAGGGAAGCACAAUGCACGUCCCAGCGAGAGAAAGCGAGAGCCCACGCCGAACGGGGAGACGGGCAGAGAGGGCGAGAGACGAGGCCGGCUGGGCAUUGGUCACUCCAGGCUUUUCGGCGCGAUGUUUUUCCGUUCGCGCGUGUUUUUUUUAUGGAACCGGGUGAGGACGCGACUGGCCUUCGCAAUCAUUUGAUUCCUUAUCUGUUUUACGAAUUUCGGACGAACACGCUACGAGUUUUUUUCCGUUAAUGUUACGUAACCCCGGAAGAUUUUGCAUCUUUCAAAUCGCGGUUUUAUUUAUUGAAAUGACUUGCGAUUUUCAGAUCACCUUCCCUUCUUUGAGAUUCAUGUUGGAAAACAUGACUGCUGAGUCCGAGGUGCCACCGGAGGUUCGAUUGGAGCCAUCCGAAUCCUCGUCGGCCUCCUCGUUAUCACCGCCAAAUCAAUUCGCCUUCACGUUGCAACCGAGUAACGAGAAACUCAAUGAACUCAACAAGUCUUUCAACGAAUCCAAACCAUUUGUGGACAUUAAAUCCGAGUCCUCGGAUUCCGUUGAAAUUCCGAAUGACACUCCUUUGGAUGCACCAAUCCAUGAAGUUCGGUGCGGAACCUUGAAUGCAAAGUUGCACAUGCAGAGAUUCACUUGUCCCGGCAUCCAUCGACGCUGCAUCGAGUUCAAUGGACUCAUGAUUACACCUCGAGAAUUCACAAUAAAAGCCGAGAAAGACAAACAGAAAGAUUGGAAGGGAUCGAUCAGAUUCGGCCGGUAUAAUCUGAGGACCAUGAUGGAGACGAAAGGUUUAGACUUCUACCAUCAUGACACCAACUGCAGUCUCAAAUGCCAAAGUAGAAAUUACAUCAAGAACAGGAAGUCUGAAGCUAUGGAAUCUGGAUUCUCAUUGCUGGAUUCAAUGGUGUCCAGUGCUGAAAGUAGGACUAGUUCCAACAAUGGAGAUCAUAAUGACGAGAACGGGUAAGGUUUUAUCAUAAAUUAUCGUUGUUUUAAUAUAAGGCGUUAAGGAAAAACAUUGUAAUUGUUUAUUUUCCAGUGACCAUCUCCGAAAAAGGUCAUCCGUGCUCGAGGAUUAUGUCAGUCAGACUAUACAGUCAUUGAAUGGGAACUCGUUGUCUCGCCUCAUGAAAGAAGAAGCCCAAAUCAAACCAGAGGACACCUUCUCCUUCCCCAACACCAAUUCCACUACAACCUCGGUCUCCUCUCCUCCCACACAACCUCUGCUUCAACAAGAAUUCGUCCAGCAGCCUCAACAGGACGUUAAUCUUCUUCUCCAUCAACUUCUAGAACAACAGAAACUUGUCCAACAACAGCCUCUUCCCCAACAGCAACUCCUCCAAUCUCUGAUGCAGACCGUUCAGAAGUCGCAGAACCCACAAGAUACUAAUGCUUUGCUGCAGAUGGCGGCUGUAGCUCUGCAAAUGAAUAAUCAGCAACAUCAGAUGCAACAACAACAACUCAUGCCCGGGAACUUUAACAUCCUUGAGCAAUGUUUGAUUAAUCAAGGGAUUAAUCAGCUGAAUAAUAACGGAUCUACCUUCCCAAUGGUUCAACAAGCCCAAUUGCCAUAUCUGAAUGAGAAUACGUUCAGCGUCGCUUCGAUCAGAAAGGUGAUGGAAGAAGAACCUCAGUUGUUUUGGUCCAAAAUGAAAGAUCUUGGAUGUCUGGAUGAGAUGCUGGAUUCCAUCUCGCUAGCUGUUGAUAGAUUACGAUCUCUUUACAGUAAGAGGGAAUCCACAAGCAGUGAAGAAGAGUUUGGUAUGUCGAAAGGACUGAAUCUUAAUCUUUUUUUUAGCAGCUCGAAGACUGUCCGGCAUGGCCAAUCUCUUGGAUCUUGGAGGUGUUUUCGGUGAGAAAUUACAAGCCCGGUUCAUGCAAUCUGCUUUCGAAGCGCCAGUAGUGAAUAAAGAUGUACAAAGUGAGUAGAGGAUGCCGUUAAAAAUCAAAAUUCCGUCUAAUCUGAAGACUUAUAUUUGCCGUUUCAGUGGUCCUCGCACUUCAACAAGCGGCAAAACGCCACUCCCAAGCCUUCGAAGACUUGAAGCCGGACUUGAAGAAAAUAAGGAUGGUCUAG
Messenger RNA from Bursaphelenchus xylophilus (pine wood nematode), 8244 nucleotides. The record is from the annotation of a GenBank genome assembly. NCBI's taxonomy places the organism in Eukaryota, Metazoa, Nematoda, Chromadorea, Rhabditida, Aphelenchoididae.